This is a messenger RNA of Drosophila melanogaster (fruit fly), 646 nucleotides long. RefSeq lists its product as uncharacterized. The record is from RefSeq and is marked reviewed. Lineage: Eukaryota; Metazoa; Arthropoda; Insecta; Diptera; Drosophilidae. Gene Ontology annotation, molecular function: GTP binding; GTPase activity. Bases 16 to 576 code for a protein of 186 amino acids. The transcript has 4 exons. Gene Ontology annotation, biological process: establishment of localization in cell; vesicle-mediated transport.
CAAAUUUCGAUCCCCAUGUGUUUUUACGGACCUGUUUCGUUCAUAAAAAAGAUCCUGCCCGCAGGCUCUCAGAAAUCAUGUCUGCUCAUUUUAGGAUUAGACAAUGCGGGAAAAUCCACGUUGACAGACCGCCUGGCGGAAAUUUUCAAUGGAGAAUCCAAGGAAUCUAACAAUCAAGUUAGUGAAUGGAGCUUCACCAUAAAUAAUUUCAGAGUCCAGUUGUGGGAUAUUAACGGAGAACUGAAGAAUCGCCAGAUCUGGCCAAAGUAUUAUAAGAAAGUGAAUGUUUUGAUUUUUGUACUGGAUAGCACGGAUGCACUGCGGCUAAGCGAGGCGCGAUGUGUUUUAUGCGAUGUUUUGAUGCACCAGGAACUGGAUAAUGCUCCGCUGCUGAUCGUGUCCAACAAGAAGGACGCCUCGGGAUCCCUGUCCAUGUCCACGGUUAUCGAUUUGAUGGGCCUAUAUCGCCUAACUGGUCGAGAUUGGACUUUUGAGGAAUGUUCCAUGCGGACAGGGUCUGGUGUUCAGGAGAUCGUAAAUUGGAUUAACGAAAAGAUCAACAAUAACAGGAAGUGAUUUAUCACAUUUUUAUAUUUUCAAAAAUUUGGCAACCUAUUAACUAAUAUAUUAAAUAUAUAUUUAAUGU